Messenger RNA from Phytophthora infestans T30-4, 2146 nucleotides. RefSeq names its product SEC14 cytosolic factor, putative. The transcript has 7 exons. The record is from RefSeq and is a predicted model, not a curated record. The coding region runs from base 56 to 2146 and encodes 696 amino acids. Lineage: Eukaryota; Oomycota; Peronosporomycetes; Peronosporales; Peronosporaceae.
CGAACAUUACAGCGCGGCGCUGGAUCUCGCGCACACUCGUUCCGUCCCUCUGUUCAUGUCGUCCGCGCCGACAUCCACCACGUCCUCGGGUGGCAAUGUAUCGCCGCGCUUGAGUCGCAUGAGCUCGUCGUCGGGUGCCUUCUCGACGCAGUCGCUGCAGGGGUUUCGCACUGUGUCAUUGCCCGGUCUGUUCCCCGGUACCCACUUGGGCAUUUUGGCCUCGGGGCUACUGGAUAAACGUCGCGACGGGGCCGUGCGUGGCGGAUGGGCCAAGCGUCUCUUCAUCUUGUCCACACGCAGCCUGCAUUAUUAUCGCAAGGUGGAGGAGUCGGAGCUUUUUGGCAAGGAGCGCGGCCAGGUGCUACUCUCAGAUAUCGGCUAUGCCAAGGUCGUGAUGCCUGACGACGCCCCAGCAGGGUCUGUGGAACCUGGUCACGCGUCGUUCUUUGUUGGAGUGCUAUCGAAACGGAAAACGCUGCUGCUGUUCCUGCGUGCCGACUCGUUCGAGUAUGCCAGCAGCUGGGUUAGUGUUGUGAAUAACGCAGUGCACACAGGAAAAGGCGUUAAUUUCGCCCCACGAUGGACAGUGGAGACCAUGCAGACGUUCAUCUCAGCUGCGUCCGGCAACUUUGAAGAGAUGGAGGCUGCAGCAACGACAGAAUCACCAACGGAGCGCUCGAUCCCUACAGUGCUUGUUGUUAGUAUUGUUUCGGGUCCUUUAAGCGGUCCUACCAUGACAGAAAGGCUUGUCAAGCGCAAUGUCGAGCUGAACACGGAACUCCAAUUGGGUUCAUUCGAGCAAAAGGACACAUGCGUAUUAGUGCUGAGUAAUGGCGAAGAGCUCCAUAUUCCACAACGGUUGCUCGGAGGAGGCGAUGCCAGCAAACUACUUAUGACUUCUAAGCAAAUUGAACUGACAACCCCUGCUCGUUGUCAACCGCUACGACCACACAUCGUGUUCAUGUCCAAAGUUUUUGUUUCUUUCCGGUGCGUACGAGCUCCACGUGUGCAAAUAUCCCGACGAGACUCUGGUCCCCAGCCAGUAAUGUCGUCGCUGCCUUCAACAUUCACAGUGGCGUUUCCCGGCACACUCGGUGGUCUCUUUCUGAUAAGUUGUCUGGUCUCGUUCUACUGCGCUACACCUUUCGUUGGCUUGAUGAAGAUCACAAUCGUUCUUGGUUUGAUUCUCUCCGUGUCACAGAUCACUCAGUUUAUUAUCUGCUUAUCAGAAACACAGAGCCACAAGCGGUUGAGUCCGGUAUUGUCCCCGAUUGGAGGAUCCAGAAAAGCUGUGGCUGCUGUGGGCAACGAGCUCCUGUUCCAUUUGACAGUCGACAAGAUCGAAGUGAUUGAAGCAGAUCAAGACAAGGAGCCGGCUCUAUCCGACACGGCAUCACCAGUAUCAGACGUCGACGGAGUUAUCGAGACGGAAACCAACGCGAUCAGUGGCGGGCCGAUCGCGUUCUCACCUCGAUUUAUUGCAGCGGAAAAGGGUGACGAAAGAAAAGGUCACGCAAGAUACUUAGCUACACUGGAGUGGCGCGAGGUGAACAACAUUGACAAUAUCUUGGUGACACCGCACACGACUUUCGACACUAUCAAGAAGUAUUAUCCGCAAUAUUUCCACGGCAAGACGCGCGACGGACUGCCCGUAUACUAUGAACGCCCCGGUAAAAUCGACCUUACAGCUCUUAAGCGUGAAGGACUUUCGAUUGAUGAUCUACUGCGUCACUACAUGUACAUUACGGAGUAUCUUUGGCGAGUAGUGGAGCCUAACGACUCCGGCCGAUCGAUCACAGUGCUGGAUGUGACAGGUAUCGGCAUGUACGACCUUGGAGGAGAAGUUCUGGACUUCAUCAAGCGUGCCUCGGCGUUUACUGGUGCACACUAUCCCGAGCGCAGUGCCCACAUUUUCAUCAUAAACAUUCCCGGCUGGUUCAACAUGAUCUGGCGCAUGGUGAAGCCCAUGAUCGACCCAGUCACUCGCGAAAAGGUCCAUAUGCUGAAGGGUAGCGCGAUUCUGAAGGAACUGGAGACGCUGAUCGAUCCAGAAAACAUCCCGUCGGACUUUGGCGGUGAGGGUGUAGCGCUAGGAGACUCGGACGAAGAGCACGCGCUAGCUGCACACGUGAAAAAAUAUCUGUGA